CAACGUCAUAGUAACAAGUGAAGCGCAAAUACAGAGAGGAAGAGUAUUGAUAAAUUAACGAAAAAUGGAAACAAGAGAUCAGUGGUACAAGCCAAACUUAUUAUACAACAUACAUUACAAACCACCUAAACAGUCAGAACCACUUACAAAGUCAGAUGAAGCAAAAAAGCCAAAGCCACCCAAGAUGGUUGUAGAUACGAUCCGCUUUAAUCCUAGCGUAUGUACAUGUGGAGAACACGGAUGCCAGCCCCACUAUAGGAUGGAGAGAAAAGUUCGAUGGAUAAAUGAAGAUGAAGAGGUAAACUCCGCUCCAAUUGAGCAGACAGAUGGUAGAGUUGAUUUUGACAAAGGCAAUGGUAAAUGUGAUGUCAGAGUUCAUAGUGACGAAGGUAUUGGUAGAUGCAAUAGCAAAGUUGAUGGUGACAAAGACAAUGACACACGCGAGGGUAGUGUUAAUGGUGACGAACGCGAUGGUAGAUGCGAUGGCAAAAAUGUUGGUGACGGAGGCGACUGUGGAUGCGAUGCCAGAGUUGAUAGUGACGAAGACGAUGGUGGAUGCGAUGGCAAAGUUGAUGGUGACAAAGACGAUGAUGGAUGUGAUGGCAAACUUGAUGGCGGAGUUAAUGGUGACGACGACGAUGGUGAAUGUGAUGGCAGAGUUGGCAAUGAUGAAGACGAUGGUAGAUGUGAUGGCAGAGUUGAUGGUGACGAAGAUGAUAAUAUAUGCGAUGGUAGAAUUGAUGGUGACGAAGUCGAUGGUGAAUGCGGUGGAAAAUUUGAUGGUGAUGAAGAUGGUGGUGUAUGCGACGACAGAGUUGAUGGUGACAAAGGCGAUGGUGGGUGCGAUAGCAGAGUUUAUAGUGAUGAUCACGAUGGUGGAUGCGAUGGCAGAGUUGAUGGUGACAAAAGCGAUGGUAGAUGCGAUGGAAGAACUGAUGGUAACGUAGGCGAAGAUGGAUGCGAUGGCAGAGUUGUUGGUGACAAUUACAAAAAUGGAUGCGAUGAAAGAGUUGAAAGUGACAAAGGCAAUGGCAAAUGCGAUGACAGACUUGAUGAUGAAGAUGAUGAUGAUAGAUUCGAUGGAAGAGUUUGUGGUCACAAAGACAAAAGCAGCUACGAUGACGGUCUUGAUGUUCGUGAUGUCAAUUGUGGGCUUGAUUCUAGAAGCUGUGGUGAUAAUUACGGUGCCAGAACCGAUGCCCAUAUAUUUGAUUCAAAUAGUAUUUUGGAAGAUGAUGCAGAAGACAUCUCUGCAGCGUUCGGAAUUAUGUCCAUCUAUUGCAACAGUGAACUACACAGUUGGGGAAGAGACCAAGUCGAUGCUGUGGAGUGAUUUAUUGUAUGCCAGACAGCCUUUGAAAUAUUUUGUUUUUCUUUUGAAUUACUACGUAAUAAAAUCAAGAAACGAUGUUUCAACAUU
This is a messenger RNA of Mercenaria mercenaria, 1420 nucleotides long. RefSeq names its product protein qua-1-like. The transcript is spliced from 3 exons. The record is from RefSeq and is a predicted model, not a curated record. Lineage: Eukaryota; Metazoa; Mollusca; Bivalvia; Venerida; Veneridae. The coding region runs from base 65 to 1333 and encodes 422 amino acids.